AAAUAAUAUGAUAAUAGUAUAUGUUGCCACCAUGGAUCAACCCUAAUUUUUUCAACCCCUAACUUUUGGUGGUCGGACUUUCUUCUGAUCGGACUAUUGAAGGUUUUCUUAGGUUGAUACUGAGCUUCAAUAGAAAAAAUGAGGUCUUCGAUCAAACGCCCGCCCACUCCAGACGCAGAGGAGGAAGAACAUGAUCGAGAACCUACUCUUCAAGAAAUCAUCAACAUCAAAUUGAUUGAGAGUGGCGAGAAAGAACGAUUGAAGGAGCUUCUGAGGGAAAGGCUUAUCGAGUGUGGUUGGAAAGAUGAAAUGAAAUCACUUUGCAGAUCAUUUACAAGGAAGAAAGGAAGGAGUAAUGUAACUAUUGAUGACCUUGUUCAUCUCAUUACACCAAAAGGCAGAGCUGCUGUUCCUGAUUCUGUAAAAGCUGAGCUAUUGCAAAGAAUUCGAUCUUUUCUUCAAUCAGCAGCUCUUUGAUUACAUUGCGAUUGUGAAAUGUUUUGAGGGUCGAAAUCUCAUGUAAUAUCAUUUGCAAUACUUACAUUUGUGUAGUUAAAAAAAAACUAUUUUAUUUAUGGGAAAAUGACUUUUGAGGGAAUCAA
Messenger RNA from Lactuca sativa (garden lettuce), 602 nucleotides. RefSeq names its product transcription/mRNA export factor. Gene Ontology annotation, cellular component: nuclear pore; SAGA complex. Lineage: Eukaryota; Viridiplantae; Streptophyta; Magnoliopsida; Asterales; Asteraceae. The record is from RefSeq and is a predicted model, not a curated record. Gene Ontology annotation, molecular function: transcription coactivator activity. Gene Ontology annotation, biological process: positive regulation of DNA-templated transcription; mRNA export from nucleus.